GCGCGCGCUCCUCCUCCCCACGCGUCACGCCGGACACUCGCUGCCAGCCUUAAAGUCUCCGCGUGUCCUCGUGUCCGCAGAAGCUGCGGGUCUCGCGCUGCUCCACCUUCCGUCGGACGUCUGUGCGCGCUCAGGGGCCGAGGACGGAGCACGCAGCGCCGGUUCCGUUCCGCUUCCCAACGCCGCCGAGUCCGUGCGCCGCCGGUGCCCGCUCCCCCCCCCCUCCCCCCGAGGCCAUGGGCUGCGGCUUGAGGAAACUGGAGGACCCGGAGGACAGCAGCCCUGGGAAGAUCUACUCCACGCUGAAGAGACCGCAGGUGGAAAGUAAAACGGACACAGUGUACGAGUAUGUGCUGCUGGACUUCAGCCUGGAAGGCAGCCGCCCGACGGUGCAGUACGUGGCCUCUCUGAGCGAGCUGCCUCUGGCCCUGCAGCCCUACUACACACAGGGCUACGUGCUGGCCGCCCUGCACCCCAUCAUCCUGUCGGUGGGGUGGACGCGCUCGCUGCCCUUCAGCCUGCUCUACCGCGCCAUCCUGGCCCGGCCCGCGCCCAGGUACCGCAUCCUCCCCAACCCAAACCCAGGGAGAGUCUCAGACAGAAGCAGAAGCAGAGGCACAGGUCGAUCACAGGCCUUUAGUCACACCUGUGGAGUCCUGCCACAGAGGAGCCGCAAGCAGACGGCGUCCAUGUGUCACAGCGUGCCCGUGCUGAGGGUGGAGGAGUGGCCGCUCCCUGGAGACUCGCUGACGGGCGACACCGUCCACGCUCUCAUCGACAGGGUGAACAGCAGCGCCCGGGGAGGCGUCCGAUUCAUCGGCUCCGUGCUCCAGCAGGUGAGUGGAAGUACGGAGGGCAGGGUCCACAGCCCCAAGAGGGGGUGUCGCUCCCCCCCCCACACCCCACCUGGAGACAGAGAGCUGGAGGACAACAGCUACAGUCCUGACCUCAGGCUGCUGGUGUUCUUCCACUCCUGGGCUCCUGGCUGUGCUCCUCUGGACUCGCUGGCCUGCCAGUACCACCAGGGGGCGCUGUCCAUGCGCGUGUCCAGGAAGGGCCAGGUGGUCAGCGCCCUGGAGGCCGACUGGCUGGAGCUGACGGCCGCCUACUACCGCCGAGGCUGGUCGCUGGUGGACUCCUUCGUCUACUGGAACACAGCGAAAGGCGAGCCGGUGCCCAGAUCCUUGGAGGGGCUGUUUGUAUAUGAGGAGAGAAGCACGUCGCCUCCGGCCAACGACACCAUCGUCGUAGAGCAGUGGACCGUCAUCGAGGGGUCCAGUGUCAAAACCGACUACGGGCCCCUUCUGCACACGCUGGCCGAGUUCGGCUGGCUGCUCACGUGUGUGCUGCCCACACCCAUCAUCCGACACGACAGUGAUGGGAACCUUGCCACGAAGCAGGUCGUGUUUCUGCAGAGGCCGGUGAGGAGUCAGGCAGCAGGACACCACAGGAAGCAGGCUUCUUCUGUGCACAGUGCCGUGUCCAGCCGCUCCGUGAGCCGCGCCGUGGGCAGCCCCGUCCCUCGGGAGGAGCCGUCUCCCACCACAGGAGGCAUCGUGGGGUUCCCGGUGUUUGGAGGAGGCUAUCCCAGCGCCCUGUCCCACCUGGAGGAAGGCGUCUAUGAGCAGGAGGAGGGGAAGGCGGAGGUCACCUGUAUGUAAGCAGGAAAAGUGAUGAUGGUGGCGUCAUCAUCCAGGAAAAGACAGACUGUACAGAUUCUCACCAUGAACUCAGCACUUUUUAAUGAAGCCAUACUGACUAUUUAGGGAUAAACACACUUAGAUUCACACAUUUCUACUACAGGAAAGCUUUUGCUCAUUUCAGGUGCUAAUGGGGAAACAUUACAGUAUUAAAAAGCACAAACACUGCUGCACAUUGAGGAAACGUGGUGACGAUUUUACUUCAGCUUGUAUUUACGUUACUUCACAGCUUGACAGUUAGAAAAGGAUCCUUGUCUUUUGGUUGUGAUGCUUAUGGAUGUUGUACCUUUGGUUACCCACCCUCUGACCUCGACGCAGGUGAGCUCAGGCUUCUCUUCUCGUCAGCGUGAAGAUGUUCGUCCUGCUUCCUCUGGUACCGAUGUCUUAUCGCCUCCUUGUCUGACUGGUGUCGUCUCCUAAUCAUUCUAGGAAUGGUUGGACUCAUCUCGCAUGAUGUUUUAGUAUUUAAGGUCUGACAGAAGCUGCUCUUUGCUUCAGCUCAUACGGUACCUGCCAUUUGCUUUGGUUGUUUUAACUCUAAAACCUUGUGUGACGCCUUUUAAAGGCAGGUUGACAUCUGUUCAAGUUUAGAAAAGACUAUUAUAAAGGCCAAUGUUUUAACCUGCGUUAGUGACAAAAGCUAAAUCAGCCUAUUGAUGCUGAAAAAAAGGGAAAAACUGUCAUUUUAUCAGCAGAAACAGACUUUGGUGACAAGAAAACCUGUAAUAAAGCCAAGUAUAAAAUUAGAUCUCAUCAGUGCUAAUUGUCCUAUUUAAGUAAUUGUUGGUACAAGUCCAACAACUGCCGAUGUGUUUAGAGACAAGACUCCUUCAGGUUUCCUGAAUGUCCGUAUUAAUCAUCCAGCUUUUCAUCUUUGGAGAGUUGUACAUUUUGUGUCAGUUAUGUUUCUCUAAAUUGUAUUAAACAGCUAUUUCGCACAUCA
Molecule: messenger RNA, 2643 nt
Organism: Betta splendens (Siamese fighting fish)
Lineage: Eukaryota; Metazoa; Chordata; Actinopteri; Anabantiformes; Osphronemidae
Product: raftlin-2
Exons: 9
Coding region: 237-1661 (474 amino acids)
Source: RefSeq, a predicted model, not a curated record